This is a messenger RNA of Siniperca chuatsi (mandarin fish), 5598 nucleotides long. RefSeq names its product follicle stimulating hormone receptor (gene fshr). Gene Ontology annotation, biological process: follicle-stimulating hormone signaling pathway; male gonad development. Lineage: Eukaryota; Metazoa; Chordata; Actinopteri; Centrarchiformes; Sinipercidae. Gene Ontology annotation, molecular function: thyroid-stimulating hormone receptor activity; follicle-stimulating hormone receptor activity; protein binding. The record is from RefSeq and is a predicted model, not a curated record. Gene Ontology annotation, cellular component: membrane. Bases 284 to 2305 code for a protein of 673 amino acids. The transcript has 14 exons.
CACUGCAUGGCAGAAAGCACUAAAAGCACCUCACACUUCGCUCUUCGACCUAGCUGUGAACCCAGAGUGGAUAAACGGAAAAACGGGCAAAACCAUUCAUAUCAAAUGUGGAGUGUGUGCUCUGGUCGAAGGCCUGCAUACAUUUAAACAACACGUAAGAGGAGGCAGAAGACAGGAAAGCAGAGACAAAUCAAAGUGAUAAUAAACAAAAGACGAAGAAAAACAAGGAGAUUUGAAAAGAGAAAACCUAAAAUACAACAAUCUGGACUGUGGACAGACUGCAAUGAUGAUGGUGAUGAUUCUGAUAAUGUUAAUGAUUGCGAUGAUAAAGACGGCAGCAGCCUCGGCGCCUGGCUCUGAGAUGGACAUUAGACCUGGAGUUGAGACCAGCUUGGCCAAACGAACCCUGCGCUUCUGCUACCUGCUGAGCUUUGGGGUCACAGAGAUUCCCUCCAACAUCACCAGCAACACCCAAUGCCUGGAAAUUAAGCAGACGCAGAUCAGAGUGAUUCCCCAGGGCGCCCUCAACCACUUGCAGCACCUCAGGAAACUUACCAUAUCGGAGAACAACAUGCUGGAGAGCAUCAGCGCGUUUGCCUUCGCCAGCCUCCCUCGGCUCACUGAUAUCGUCAUCUCUGAGAAUGUUGCGUUAGAGAGUAUAGGAGCUUUUGCUUUCUCUGAUCUCCCUGAACUCUUUGAGAUAACCAUAACAAAGUCAAAACACCUGAGACACAUCCAUCCAGAUGCAUUCAAGGACAUCGUGAAACUACAGUAUCUGACCAUCUCCAACACCGGGCUGAGAAUUUUUCCAAACUUCACCAAAAUCCACUCCACAGCCCACGGCUUUCUGUUUGACCUGGAAGAGAACAGCCACAUAGAGAGAGUCCCCGCUAAUGCCUUCAGAGGCCUCUGCACUCAAACUAUCACCGAGAUACGGCUCACCAGAAAUGGCAUCAAGGAGGUGGCAAGUGACGCCUUCAAUGGCACAAAGAUGCACAGAUUGUUCCUAAGAGGCAACCAACAGCUUACUCACAUCAAUCCCAACGCCUUUGUGGGUUCCAGUGAGUUGGUGGUACUGGACAUUUCACACACAGCCCUCAGCUCCCUUCCAGACUACAUCCUCGGUGGACUCCAGAGGCUGAUCGCAGAGUCCGCCUUCCACCUGAAAGAACUUCCUCCUCUGCAGCUCUUCACCAAACUCCAUCAGGCCAACCUGACAUACCCAUCACACUGCUGCGCCUUCCAAAACAUACACAGGAACAGAUCGAGGUGGAACUCCCUGUGCUCCCACCCCAAGGCUCAGGAUAACCUUCACUUCUACAGGGACCACUGCUCCAACGCCACUUACAUCGCCUGCAGCCCAACCCAAGAUGACUUUAACCCCUGUGAGGACAUCAUGUCCGCCGUCCCCCUACGGGUCCUCAUCUGGAUCAUAUCUAUCCUAGCGCUGCUGGGGAACGCAACGGUACUCCUGGUCUUGUUAGCAACUGUAGACAUGCUCACUCGUGGCCGGUACUACAACCACGCCAUAGAUUGGCAGAUGGGCCUGGGUUGCAGUGCUGCAGGCUUCUUCACGGUAUUUGCCAGUGAGCUGUCAGUGUUCACAUUAACAGCGAUCACCCUGGAGCGCUGGCACACCAUCACACAUGCUCUGCGGCUCGACCGUAAACUUCGCCUGAGACACGCGUGUAUUGUCAUGACAGCAGGCUGGAUCCUCUCCUCCCUCGCCGCUUUGCUGCCCACAGUCGGGGUCAGCAGCUACGGCAAGGUGAGUAUCUGCCUGCCCAUGGACGUGGAGUCUCUGGUGUCUCAGGUCUAUGUGGUGUCUCUACUCCUCCUCAACAUCCUGGCAUUCUUCUGCGUGUGUGGCUGCUACCUUAGCAUCUACCUGACUGUCCGCAACCCCUCGUCAGCGCCAGCCCACGCCGACACCCGAGUGGCCCAACGUAUGGCUGUCCUAAUCUUCACUGACUUCAUCUGCAUGGCUCCCAUCUCCUUCUUUGCCAUCUCAGCCGCCCUCAAGCUCCCUCUCAUCACCGUCUCAGAUGCCAAACUCCUGCUAGUCCUCUUCUACCCAAUCAACUCCUGCUCCAACCCUUUCCUGUAUGCCUUCUUCACCCGCACCUUCAGACGGGAUUUCUUUCUCUUCGCAGCUCGCUUCGGCCUGUUUAAGACCCGGGCGCAGAUUUACCGGACAGAGAGUUCCUCCUGUCAGCAGCCUGCAUGGACCUCUGCAAAGAGCAGCCAUGGGAUGCUGUACUCCUUGGCCAAUACAUUAAGUCUAGAUGGGAAACAAGACUGCUGACUGUCAUUCAAAAACAGAUACAGACUUUUUGCUGGACUGUCAACAGGAGGGUCAUAUUUCUCUCCCCACAAAAGUCCUAUUUAUCUCAGGCAAAUGAAGAAAAUCCCUUUUAGCUCUGAUGGAGAUAUUGACAGAAUCAAAUGCAUGAACACCUCUCAAAGUUACAAGAAAUUCAAUUUUGCUAAGUUGUGGAGAUACCAAACAGACUGCUAGAUCCUUAAAAUUAUGCCCCAACUCAUCAUUAUUAUGCUUUGGAUGACAUCGAAUUUUGUUGGAUUUCAUGUAUAUCUGAUAUGUUGCUAGUAUCUUAGGCCAGCACAUCAGCUGCUGACUCUGACCUCAGACCUGCAACAACACAGCACACAAGGACAAGUGUCCAGUGUCCUUCUGAAAGCAACUACAAGGGUUUUUUUUUACUGGUUAUGAAACAGUCUCAAUUUAAAACUGAUGCCUCUAUAUGACCUACAUAAGCAGAUGAGGCCAUCAGCGAGAACAUUGGCUAUUUCCACAUAUAGGUAUUCUAAAUGCCUGUCCCCGGGUCCCAGCGAAAUCAGACGAAACUACUUAUGGCAUGCACCACGCAGACCAGAAGCCUAUGUUUACAUUUUCCCAGGCAAAGUUUCGCAGUGAGUAGUACAUUAGCAGGUUAAAAGGAAGCAGGAGGAGAUAUUUCGUUAGAGAAUUUUAUUUUUGAUGUUAUAUUUUGUGGUUAUGGCUGAUACUGGGGCAGGAUCAGCAAAGAGAAAAAGAAAAUAAUUGACCGAAGAAGCUAAAAUGGACAGUGAUAGAGCACGGCCGAAAACACGAUUCAACCAUGGUCGGUCAUUCAACAGAUGGAGAGAAUUGCGGGAUUUGAAAGGAUUCAGAACCAAUCUUGAAUUGGCCCUCUUCCUCCUAGACAGGUAUUUGUAUUUGGCUGUAUACAGUCCAUGGAGGUGUAGGUCACAGUGGACAUUACUGUAAUACAGCUGGCUUAUAAUGUAACAUUUUAUGUUUGCCUUGCUACCGAGCUAUAUCUUGCUGUUGACUUAUUAUUAUGAAGACAUAAUAACAUUACUAGUGAAUAUUGAUAACUUUAGCAUUCUCAACAAAUAACAAUACUAUUACAGAGCAACUGAAUCUGCUAGGACCCAUGAAACCAUGUGACCCAUGGGUAAACUCUACUAUAUAUACAGUGUGUAUAGAAAUCCAAGUAAAGAUAGCUACAGAAAAUCUGCAGGUACUUUGACCAAAUCUAGGUCAAAAUGCUGUCCUAGAUAAUUCCUUGUGUUUGUUUUAACAUAAUUGGACCGCCAGAUAGGUGGAGUUUACUGCAUCAUAACAAUUUAGAUCACAAGUAAAAGUAGGAAGAGUAGAAGAAGAAGUAAACUGAUUUUUACUUUCAUGCAUCGUCUUAUGUAACAAAUGCCAUCCAUUUGGUGUCCCAAGAUAAUGAAACAAACUGAAGUACUUUGAAACAGUUUAACAAAGGCUUGACACUUGGGAAAUCAGCAUAUGCACAUCAAGACAUCAACAUUCAUUUAACAUUCAACAUCAUGAUUGAAUGAUAUUCAUUACAAAGCACACUGCAGGGGCAUACUGAUUAAUAAUCUCCUCAUACACUCUGUCUGCUGCUCUCCAUGCCUCCACAUCCCUCAUACCCUUCAGUUUCCCUAUUUUUAGGACGUGUAAUUAUCGUUGUAAUGUAAUUGUGUUUGUUUGUAAAUGAAAGUAUUAUUAAGUGCCCCUUUUUUAUAUCUGUGUGUAUUGUACAAAAUAUAUCUUUGUGAUGUUUUUUCAUGUCAUUUAUAGUUUUUGUUUUUGUUAUAUCCGCUCUGUUUGAGUAGAUUGUGUAUGGUGAAUGAGAGUGCAUAUGGACUAGUAACAAAAAGGACAAAACACACACUAAACUGAGUUGCCUUUAUCUAGGAAUUCUGUCCUUCAGACCAUCCAAAGUUUUCAAGGACAAAGUGACCCUACCAACCUCUGCUCUGUGUGCCAGGGUGGGUGGGUGUGGGAGGGGGAGCCUACACAGCUGCUCUUUCUGCUUAUUACAGGAGGAUGGAAAUGGCAGCUAGAUAACACACACACACACACACUCAGAAGCAAGCAACCCAGGGUUUCAAGGCUGCAGCUGCAAACAGGGAUCCGAGUCCAUCUCAUUGAUAUGGGUACACUGCCUCCUACAUGCCAACAUUGAACGUGUGGGUGCAUUUAUACUCUUUAACCAGCAGGUGAUGCUACUGAUGCAGGAUAUAUUUUGAUCUCUGCUCUGUUAUGGUGUAAAGGUAAUGUCACCCUCUCAGCAGACACUAUAAAUAUGCAGACAAACAAUUGACAGAGACAGCAAAGCACACCUUUACAACAGUUCAGCGUGGGGUGAAAUGAUUUUAGAUACAAAAAUAUACAUCAAUGUGGAAGUUGAGUUUUAACAGACAAUAAAAUGUCUUUUAAAAAAUAUUUUUUAACAAUAAAAUGUACUAUUCUCUGUCUUCAUGGCUGGUGGCAUUCUUUCCUAACAUGUCUUCAUAAAAACAGAACAGAAAACAAAACAGAGGCAUCAAACCAUCACUAUUAUGUCAAUAAAAAAGGUUGUACACAGAGAACAGUUGCAUACAAGAUUACAUCACUAUUUCUGAGAAAGGCUGACUUCAAGUUUAGACUGAUAUAGUCUCAGUAAGAUGUUGCUUUGCAGCUCAGGACUGCAAACAGCCUCUGAAAAACUCCUUCUCCUCACCUGCUCUUGCAGACAAUAGCACAUGCAGUGCUGAUGAUCUGUGAAGUCUCCAGACAGAGCACGGUGGAAUAAUGUGACACAUUGGGGCCUACAGAAAAAAAGCCAUUGAGGUACAGAUUUUUCCCAAGUUGUGCGGUUGAUGCUCCUCAAAGGAUAUUUAGCUGGAACUACUAAGUAAUAACAUUCAGGGCAUCCUGUUGUCCUUCUGAUGUGUACCACAUUACCACAACAUCCUCAUGGACCUUAAUUUGUUGCAUGUCACACCCAUUUCUCUCCCUAAUUUUUACCUCUCCACUGAAAACUAUCUAAUAAAAAAGGCCACAUUAAAAAAGUCAAAAAGUAAUAACAUCUAACCAGCAGAAUGUUAAAACUUGCAGAUUGUAGUUUAUUUGAGAACAACCCUGUAUGAGGAUGAUUGUGUUAAAAUGGGUAAAGAAAAUUGCAAAAGUCACUCUGUUCAUCAGACAACUAUUUCAUGCAUAAACUGUAUUUUUUCUCACAUAUACAGUGUAUUUGUUUACCUUGAUUUUUUUUUUCCAAGCACUAAUGAUUCAGUGGAUUACAUCCCUCUGUAUUG